Daldinia caldariorum is the source of this 3603-nucleotide messenger RNA. Its product is annotated as Mad3/BUB1 homology region 1-domain-containing protein. Bases 1 to 3603 code for a protein of 1200 amino acids. The transcript has 3 exons. The record is from RefSeq and is a predicted model, not a curated record. NCBI's taxonomy places the organism in Eukaryota, Fungi, Ascomycota, Sordariomycetes, Xylariales, Hypoxylaceae. Gene Ontology annotation, molecular function: protein kinase activity; ATP binding. Gene Ontology annotation, biological process: protein phosphorylation; mitotic spindle assembly checkpoint signaling; meiotic sister chromatid cohesion, centromeric.
AUGGCUGCCGGCGAUCUCAUCGAUUUCGAUAUAAUCGAAGGGCAAAAGGAAAACAUCCAAUCCUUGCCCGGGGGACGAUCGGCGAAGAAGCUUGUCGAAGCCUUCUCACCCUCUCCUUUACAGCCUUUACACAAACUUUCAACACCCACGCCGACAGAUACCAAAAACAUAAAUGAUUGCAUCAGAGCCGAGUACGAGGCCGAGGUUGCAAACAUUUCCGAGUCGGACGAUCCUCUCGAUGUCUUUGAUCGAUAUGUCCGUUGGACCUUCGACGCAUACCCAACAGCGCAAGCAACACCCCAGUCACAACUACAUACUCUACUAGAACGCGCCACCAAGACCUUUAUAGGAUCAGCACAAUACAAGAAUGACCCGAGAUAUCUAAAACUGUGGCUUCACUAUAUCAGAUUCUUCUCCGAUUCGCCCAGGGAGACGUUUGUCUUCCUGUCACGCCACAAUAUUGGCGAAGGACUAGCCCUGUUUUACGAAGAGUACGCCGCCUGGCUGGAGGGCGCAGGUCGCUGGACGCAAGCCGAGGAGGUAUACAAGUUGGGAAUUGAACGAGAAGCAAGACCAGUACAGAGAUUAGUUCGCAAAUUCGGCGAAUUCGAACAGAGACGAGCACAACAACCCGACGCAGGGGACGCCCCGUCAUCGCCAGCAAUACCUACAGUCCGACCUGCGCUAGUAGCCAAGAUCGACCCCUUCGCUGCUCCCGCGCGGCCAGCCGAUCCCCAAGCUCCGAGACCAAACAUGGGUGUCGGCGGGCAAUCUUCAAAACCUGCAAAGGCUAAGCUUGCAGUAUUCUCAGAUGCUGGUGCUGAGCCCAGCGCCAUGUCGACGAUGGGCGAGGGCUCCAAGGGUUGGGAUACAAUAGGAUCAUUGGCAGACCGCAAGAAAGAAAAUAUGAUAGAAGCUAAGCCUUGGGCUGGGGAAACGUUGACGACGCAGGUGAAAAAGAGUAAUGGUCCAAAGAUGGCUAUAUUCCGGGAUCCUUCUUUGUCCAGAAUAGCAGAGUCUCAUAUUGUCAUUGCUCCCUCUAAGCACCAAAUAAUCGUGAACCCUCAAAGCGGGAAAAGAGAACGUGUCUUUGUUAACCUAGACGCUAUUUAUCCAACUCCGGAGGAACCCGGCACCGAACUCUCUUUUGAAGAACUCUGGGCUGCGAAUCAAGGUUGGCUUGAUGUGUCUUGGGAGGACGACAGCUUCGCAGAGGAACAGCAAGAACCGAUCCUUGGGCAAGGCGCAGAACUAGAUAUGCUCAGUAACCAGGUUGCCGAGAAAUUGGUAGUGCACCACGAUGUAGUAGAGCUCGAUGAAAAUGGCGCCAUCAAGGAAAGCUCACGCCCUGCAAAAAGCAAAAAGAAGAAAGUUAUGGAGUAUAAUGAGACCCAAAUCAUCAAAGCAAAACUGGACUCGCCUUCAGGUCCAAAAAUCAAGAAAAAGAAAUUGGGUGCAAAUUCGGAACCAACUAUGACGAUGCACACAAAGGCUGCAACUGACGAUAUUUAUGACAUCUUUAAUGCUCCCCUCAAGCCUGCUCAACAGGAAGAAGGUGAAGAGAGCGAAGAAGAAGAGUACACGACGGACGACGAUUAUACCAGUGGCGGAGAGAGCGUUAACACUACGAGACGAAUUUCCACUAGUGAAGUUGGUGACGACGACGACGAAAUAUCUGAUGAUAAGAGCGUGGCAAGCGAAUGGUCUGAAUUCACGGUGCAAAAGCACGUCCCAAAAUUAGACGGCAGGAGCGAUAACGAAGACGAGGAGGGAGAGGAAGACGAAGGAGAGCAAAGUGAUCCAGAGGUGUCAGACCUUAUCGACACUAAUGACCACCAAGAGGACGAUAAUAUCACACCAGAAGACUCUCCCCCAAGGACUAGAUUUAUUCCAAUACCACCUGAAGAUUACGAGGCACCUACACGGCCGUAUAGGGACCCGGCCGAGAUGGCUAACAACCGCCUCCCGUUUAUGACACCCAUCACAGAACGCACCGAAUCUUCCCUUGGUCUAAUCACAGGUGCAAAGCCGCGUUAUACUGGUACAAAGACUCCUAGUGGUCAUAUAGACCCGGCUGAGGAGGAUGAGGAUGGAGAUGGAGAUGAUGAAGACUUCGAGCCGCCGAGUAGUCCUCUGCAGGAAGUCCUUAGUGGGCAUCGAUCUCCACCUAAGUUCGCACAGCCUCUCCUGAAGAAGCUCAAGACAACAGCGACUUCAACUCCCCCUAGCUUCGGGAAGCCAAAGGAGGUGCAGAAGGGGCCUAUUAUUAAGGAAGCUAUGUGCAAUCCGAUCGAUACAGCUAUUCGAGAGGAGAUUCUUGCACGUAUGCGCCCAUCGCUAAGCUCGUAUUCCGGAUUUUAUGAUCACCGGACCGAGCGAUGCGAUCUCGGGGCCGAGAUCCGCAAGUUCGUCAAAGCCAUAGCAAAGUCGGGAGGCAAGAAGGACAGCGAGAAAACUAAUACCGUUCACGCACCCGUUGUCCUCGAGUUCCCCGAGAUCAUGACCGAGUACACCAUAAAGCGGGAGUUGGGCGCGGGUGCUUACGCACCUGUCUACCUCGUCGAGAACUCGUCACCAGAGUCGGAUGAAAAUGACGAAAACGCUCCCGUCGCCAUGGGUAAAGGCGCCUUUGCGACAGCGCGCCGCGCUCCUCUGGAGGCGCUGAAGAUGGAGCACCCGCCUACCGCGUGGGAGUUCCACAUGAUGCGGCUCGCGGCCGCGCGCCUGGGCCCGCACCACCGCGCGACGGCGUCCAUCUUGGCCGCGCACGAGAUGCACCUGUACCAGGACGAGGGGUUCCUGUUCCUGCCGUUCCACCAGUACGGCACGCUCCUCGACGUGGUCAACUUCUUCAGCGAGACGACCAAGGCGCCCAUGGACGAGGUCCUCUCCAUGUUCUUCAGCAUCGAGCUGCUCCGCACCGUCGAGGCCCUGCACUCCAAGCAGAUCAUGCACGGGGACCUCAAGCCGGAUAAUUGCUUGCUGCGGCUCGACGCGGCGGCGGCGGCGCCCCCAUCGGGUCCCUGGCGCCCGGACGGGUCGGCCGGUUGGGACGCCCGCGGCGUCGUGCUGAUCGACUUUGGGCGCGGCAUCGACAUGCGCGCGUUCGACCCCGACGUGAAGUUUGUGGCGGACUGGCGCGCGGACCAGCACGACUGCGUCGAGGUGCGCGAGGGCCGGCCCUGGACGUGGCAGCUGGACUACCACGGGCUCGCGGGGACGAUCCACACGCUGCUCUUCGGGAAGUACAUCGAGACGACGACGACGACCUCCACCACUACCACCACCACGGGGCUACGUGGGGGGGAGUUGGCGUUCCCGGGCGAGCGCAGCCUAGGCACGGCCAGCGCGCGACGGUACAAGGUCCGCGAGCCGCUCAAGCGCUACUGGCAGACGGACAUCUGGCAGGACUGCUUCGACCUGCUGCUCAACCCGGCGGCGCACGUCGCGGCCGAGGACGGGUGCCGGAUGCCGGUGACGCGGGGCCUGCGGCGGGUGCGCGAGCGCAUGGAGAGGUGGCUCGAGGCCAACUGCGAGAAGGGCGUCGGGCUGAGGGGGUUGAUGGCUAGGGUGGAGGCUAUGGCGAGGGCGAGGAGACAUUGA